CUCCUAAUAGUUCUUUACUACCACCAACAUAAUUAUCUCCUAGUUCUUUACUACUACCAAUAUAAUCAUCGCCUAGUUCUCUACUGCCACCAACAUAAUCAUCUCCUAGUUCUUUACUACUACCAAUAUAAUCAUCUCCUAGUUCUCUACUGCCACCAACAUAAUCAUCUACUAGUUCUUUACUACUACCAAUAUAAUCAUCUCCUAGUUCUUUACAACUACCAAUAUAAUCAUCUACUAGUACUUUACUUCUACCAAUAUAAUCAUCUCCUAGUUCUUUACUACCACCAACAUAAUUAUCUCCUAGUUCUCUACUGCCACCAACAUAAUCAUCUCUUAGUUCUUUACUACUACCAAUAUAAUCAUCUACUAGUACUUUGCUACUACCAAUAUAAUUAUCUCCUAGUUCUCUACUGCCACCAACAUAAUCAUCUACUAGUUCUUUACUGCUACCAAUAUAAUCAUCUCCUAGUUCUUUACUACUACCAAUAUAAUCAUCCACUAGUACUUUACUACUACCAAUAUAAUUAUCUCCUAGUUCUUUAUUACUACCAAUAA
Lottia gigantea (owl limpet) is the source of this 558-nucleotide messenger RNA. RefSeq lists its product as hypothetical. The transcript has a single exon. NCBI's taxonomy places the organism in Eukaryota, Metazoa, Mollusca, Gastropoda, Lottiidae. The annotation marks the transcript as partial. The record is from RefSeq and is a predicted model, not a curated record.